This is a messenger RNA of Pelagomonas calceolata, 1548 nucleotides long. Lineage: Eukaryota; Pelagophyceae; Pelagomonadales; Pelagomonadaceae. The record is from the annotation of a GenBank genome assembly.
CAGAGCCAUCUAAAAACGCGCUAGCGGCCUGUAAGACACUAGGAACCUAGGCAAGGCUCCGCACUGGACACUAGAGCUAGGAACCUAUAGGCAAGGCUCCGCACUGGACCGCAGGCCGCUCGCGGCACGGUGGGGCGAUUGUCUAUGCGCGGGCAUGCCUUGCACAAAUUGUAACAGCUACUACGACGCGAGUAAAAUUAUAUAUACUUGGUCUCACAAUACGGUACAGCUCAGUGGUGAUACACCCAUACACUGGCCGAGCCCUGGUGCUGUCCCAGCUUCAGCCAGCCCUUUUAACCCCGGCGAACCUGGUGUCUGGUGCGAGACGUGUAAUUGCGUUGUGCGGGUGCUAAUUUGUGAGUGUUUGCGAAAGGAGCUGCUCGACGGCCACCCCCUCGACGCGAGUUGGCAAGAAAUCGUGGGUAACAGGGGAGUGUGCUCGCGCGGCGGGCACGAUAUAUGCCUACCGACUAAACAAGAGACCACCGCAUUGAACGUAAAAAAGUUGAAAGCGCUUCAGAAGUGGCGCCGCGACCUUAAGAACGAGCUGGUGCCGGAACUGCUGCGCGCACACGACGCUAACCGGGCUGAAAUCGCGAAAAAGAUCUUGCUCUACGUCGGCUUCGACCACCCGUGGAAGAUCUACUAAUAUGCGUCGCUUGCUCAUCCUCCACGCCAUCGCCGCGACCGCAUUACUCGCCCCGAAGCGCCGCCGCCGCGCCCCGACGAAGGACAACGGCUGGCGCGAGCUCUCGCCGCCGGCGACGCCCCUGGCGCCGCGCACGGACUACGACUGGACGAGCGGCGCGCCGACCGACGCAGCAUGCUGGCCCUCCGUCUCCGUCGUGACGAUCACGCGCGACCGCGCCGACUUCCUCGCCGAGGCACUCGUCUCCAUGGCGCGCCAGGACUACCCGCGCGAGCGCGUCGAGAUCAUCGUGGCCGACGACGGCGCCGGUGAACCGGUCCAUAACGUGCGCUACCUCGCGCACGCGGCGCGCCAGCGCCUCGGCGCCAAGCGCAACGCCUGUCUCGCGCGUGCCACGGGCGAGCUCGUAGCUACGUGGGACGACGACGACUACUUUGCUCCAAACCGGCUGCGCGCGCAAGCGGCGGAACUCAUGCGCGGCGGCGACGUGUGCUUCCUCGGCGCGGACGCGGCCUACCGCUUCGACGUGUCGGAUGGUGAAUUCCGCGAGAACCGUGGGGGGUCCUUCGUGCAGCCCUGCACGAUGAUGUUCAAACGCGAGCUCUGGGGGCCCAAGGCGCGCUACGACGACGGCGCGGACCUGGGGGAGGACCUGGCCUUCCUCGACGCGCUGCUCGAGGGCGGAGCUUCGGUAGCCACGGCGGAGGUGCCCUUCGUGCGCGUGCGACACGACAGAAACGUGGCGCAGGACGCCGCCGGCGACGGAGACGAGGGAGUCGUCGCGGCCCGCGCCGCCGCUGUCGCGUGCGGCCUGCCGGCGCGGACGGUGGACUUCCUCGCGGGACUGUCCGCCACGUGACUGCGUGCUCGGUUGCGUAAGUGUGUUGAAGAAUAAGGCC